Messenger RNA from Aureococcus anophagefferens, 1149 nucleotides. RefSeq lists its product as hypothetical. The record is from RefSeq and is a predicted model, not a curated record. The annotation marks the transcript as partial. The transcript has 2 exons. NCBI's taxonomy places the organism in Eukaryota, Pelagophyceae, Pelagomonadales, Pelagomonadaceae.
AUUGCACUUGGAAUGCAGCAUUGGCAGCUCGAGGCCGCGGCGCCCUAUAGCCUUGACCCUGACACAGCAACAAUUGGUGAGCUGUUUCAGCGGCAGGGGUACGCAACAGCAUUAGUGGGCAAGUGGCACCUUGGUCAUUUCACAGCGGCUGCUCUGCCCAUGCGCCGUGGCUUUGAGAGUUUUUACGGGUUUUAUACAGGCGGGGAAAACUAUUUUACACGCGUUUCGGAGGGAGCCUGUGCACGACGAGUGAAUACGUCCUCAAGAGACAGCAUGCCUGAAGUUGAAACACACGCGGACCUUCCGAACGCACCCGCAAGCUACGGUAAGAGCCAUUCGACCUAUGCGUUCGCCACGCGUGCCUCCGAACUUGUCGCCCGCCACGGGAGUUUGUCGGAAGACGGCCUCGUCCAGCCUUUCCUUCUCGUUCUUGCUCUGCCCAACCCCCAUGUGCCACUCCUCGCACCAGCUGCUGUAUUCAGGACACAUGAUGCUGUACUUCGUCAGAUCACUAACAACCAGCGGCGCACUUUCGCUGCCCUAACUAUCCUUUGGGACGAAGCUCUUGGGAACGUGUCGGCUGCCUGUAACACACAUCUGCCCGCGCGUCCGAUACUCUGGGUGAUUACUUCAGAUAAUGGUGCUGCGGUCGAUGGAGGCGGGAGUAACUGGCCUCUGCGAGGUGGUAAAAAAUACCUCUAUGAAGGUGGUGUCAAAGUCCGUGGCAUCAUGUACUCAGCAUCAGAUACUCUAAUUCCCGAUUUACGCCGCGGGGCCACAUACAACAGUCUCAUGCAUAUAGUUGACAUACUUCCAACUCUCUUGCUUGGAGUGCUCGCGGGAGGGAAUUAUAACAACGAUGGCCUCAUUAACAUCGAUGGUGUUGAUCAUUGGUCCCAUCUUCGUGAUGGUGCUGGAGACGAGCCGCGUGAUGAAGUUCUUCUUAAUAUUGACUACCUAGACGCCAAUCUUGAUUAUCUCGGCUACCUGCGAGCUGCUAUCAUCUCCUGUGCGUCGACUUACGCAAAUGGAGGCGUGGCCACGCUGCCUGAUUUGCCUUUGUUGAGAGCCUCGACUCUGGGUAGGAUAUGUUUCAAAGGCCUUUAUAACGUGGAGGAGGCUUUUGCAGCGUCCUAUUUUCAUUAUUGA